Molecule: messenger RNA, 1876 nt
Organism: Aspergillus fijiensis CBS 313.89
Lineage: Eukaryota; Fungi; Ascomycota; Eurotiomycetes; Eurotiales; Aspergillaceae
Product: NAD(P)-dependent alcohol dehydrogenase
Exons: 3
Coding region: 133-1587 (484 amino acids)
Cellular component (GO): mitochondrion
Molecular function (GO): oxidoreductase activity
Source: RefSeq, a predicted model, not a curated record
GAUGGUCUGGAUCAAACUGUAAACGUCUACCGACGAAUGCGGGGUGAUGGUGAAAGGUGAAAAGCUUAGCUAUUUUAGCGUGUGCACAGACAGCAGACCGAUCCUAGCAUCAGAGAGAAUCAAUGAGGUCAAAUGCGCCUUCGGCGAGUUUACCCUUCCUUCGGUGACAUCCGGCGAGUUUGGGGUUCAAUCGGGAUCAGAACACACCUGUUCACAAGAAAGAGGAGGACUUUUGUCAUACUUCUGCUGCUGCAGCUUAGCGCCGAGCGGAGUUCGGCAUUGCACUCCCCGAUCAGACAUCUCAUCUUCCCCUCCCCCUCAAAUAAUCCAACACCACUCCAUCCACCAUCAAACUCCCACCCACCUCCAAAGAUGUCUGCCUCCACCAUGCGCGCAUGGGUCUACACCCAGUCAGGCCUACCCUCACAGACCCUGAGACCAACGACCACCUUCCCCGCACCAACGCCCUCCUCCCUCGGUCCCACCGACCUCCUCAUCGAAGUCGACUACGUCUCGCUGAAUGCGAUCUGCACGACGAUGAUGCGCGCCCUCCCCCCGCAGCCCUUCUCCCUCGGCCUCCCCUUCCGACGCCGCAUCGCCGUCCCCGAAUUCGAGUUCAGCGGACGCAUCCUCGCCACAGGGUCGCAGGUGCCCGCCACCCGACCCGAACUGACCCCCACCGCCCGAGUCGCAGGCUGCGUCUCCGAGCAAGAAGUCUUUGGAACAGGGAAAGGCGCGCUCGCCGAGCGGUUGAUCGCGCCAGCUAGCCAGGUCAUCGCGCUGACCAGUUGCCCCUUGCCCCUUCAGCCCUCACCCUCCGCUCAGUCACCAUCCCAACCCGAAACCCCACCUGCACCUGCACCGCAACCAGAACCGCUAUCACCAUUAGAAGCAUCUGGCCUAACAGCGUGCGGCUGCACCGCCAUGCAAACCCUAUCCCUCACCGGACUAAUAGCAGGGGACAAACUGCUUGUGAACGGGGGCAGCACGAGCGUGGGGAUGCUCACGAUCCAGAUCGCACGGCACAUUCUCGGCGCGACCGGCACGAUCGUCGCGACGUGCUCAUCGCGCAAUGCGGCGCUGGUCGGCUCGCUCGGCGUCGACGAGGUCAUCGACUACGUCGCGCACGACCCGCUGCACGAGCAUCUCCGCGCCCACCACUCCUCCUCCUCCUCCUCCGCGGCCGCAAAAACCCGCCCCUUCGACGCGAUCAUCGACUGCGUCGGCGACGCCACGCUCUACCGCCACUGCGCGGCGUACCUGGCCGAAGGCAAACCCUUCAUCAAUCUGGGACAGAUGAACGCCGCGCCCGGAUUCUGGGGCCAGCUCGCGUGGGCGUGGGAGCAGGUGGCGCUGCGGUUUUGGCCGGUCGUGUUCGGGGGCGCGCCCCGGGGCUAUCGGUUCUAUAGUGGGCGGCCGCGGGCGGAGGAUAUGGGGCGGGUGCUGCGGUUGGUGGAGCGGGGGGUGGUGCGGGUGGUGGUGGAUUCGGUGUGGGGUUGGGGGGAGGUGCCCCAGGCGUAUGAGAGGAUGGAGAGUAAGCGGGCCAGGGGGAAGGUUGUUGUGAGGGUGCGGGGUGAGGAUGCGUGAUACUUGCGAGUGGUUUCCUGAAAGGUUUCGGAUAUUAGUCUGGUUGCCAUUCCAGAGAUGCGGUGGAUUGAGUGAUGGCGGAUCUGUGGGUGGAGGAGGGAUGUUUUCAACUACACACCCAGUUGAACCCGACUCUUAUGCAAUCUUGGGUACACAUUCUUGGAGGAAACAGGACAAGCAUAUGUGUAUCAUAUUGCUGCACCCAUGUCCCUGUAUUCCGUACAGAGCUGUAGCUUACAGUAGUGAGAGUGUUACAAAGAAUAGCAUCAUAACAAUUCACCUUCACCCC